This is a messenger RNA of Lycium ferocissimum, 865 nucleotides long. RefSeq lists its product as uncharacterized. NCBI's taxonomy places the organism in Eukaryota, Viridiplantae, Streptophyta, Magnoliopsida, Solanales, Solanaceae. The coding region runs from base 71 to 610 and encodes 179 amino acids. The transcript has 4 exons. The record is from RefSeq and is a predicted model, not a curated record.
UUAUCGGAGUGACGUAAGGUCGGUAAAUCUCCGAAUAUCAUUAUGUAGCUACUAGUCAUUUCAUAAUAGGAUGGAGAAGGGAUUGAAAUCAAGUCACUUACUCGUUAAAGAGAUGAACAAGAACCAGAACAAGAAAAAAGAAAGAGUCAGCAAGUCUAAAGCUAAUGGUGGUUAUAAUAAAGCCACCACCAUUAGUGCUGCAGCAUCAAAGAAGUUUUGCCUAUGUACUGGUUCAUUCAAGUGUCUUAUGCACCGAGCCACUGCUGCAUCUCACACGAGAACAGCAUCAAAGAAGGUUUGCCUAUGUGCACCCGCCACUCACCCUGGCUCAUUCAAGUGUCGCCUUCACCGAGCCACUGCUCCAUCUCACACGAGAAUCGUUUCACCGUUGGCUCAUCACAUAAGUGGCGUCAAAUAUAUAAAGAACUUGAAUCCCUUAAAGCUGGUGGCACCUUCACAAUGUGGCGGAAUCAGAAGUUCUAACAAGGGGAAUGUUCAUGGGAAGCCUAAACUAUCACGAUUCGGCAGGGCUGCUCUUGCUGCUGCUGCAAGUUCUAGUGUACAAAUCCAACCAAUUUCUGCAGCUUUUAGACAAAUGAGUCUCAAUUAGUGAGCCAAAAAAAGCGAGGGAAAAUAGUAAACUCAAGAUCAAGAUUCUGCCUUUUAAAGAAAUUACUUGAUUGAUGAUAACUAGAUCUGAUGAUUGUACAGAUGGAGAAAUAUCCUUUGUAAUUAGAGAUUUAAACAAUAUUAUCUGCAGCCACAGUAAAGCUUUUAGUACUGUGUGGCUUGUUAUCAGAGUUUACAAUGGGAACAUAGAUAUAUAGAGCACUGAUAAGGCUGUUAGCUUGACUGUAAAUAGUCA